Molecule: messenger RNA, 6248 nt
Organism: Sphaeramia orbicularis (orbiculate cardinalfish)
Lineage: Eukaryota; Metazoa; Chordata; Actinopteri; Kurtiformes; Apogonidae
Product: serine/threonine-protein kinase BRSK2-like
Exons: 19
Coding region: 1263-3863 (866 amino acids)
Biological process (GO): intracellular signal transduction; protein phosphorylation
Cellular component (GO): cytoplasm
Molecular function (GO): ATP binding; protein serine/threonine kinase activity
Source: RefSeq, a predicted model, not a curated record
GAGUGGGACCCGGAUGCUGAUGCGAGUGAGACGAAGGAAGGAAGAGGAGAGAGAAAAUAUCGAUUUACGGCAAGAAAACCGAAGGGAGUAUAAUACAGGGGGCCUUUACCCUGCGUGAACUAUUUUCGGGAGUAAGGAGGAGGAUAAGGCAGUCGAUAUUAGUGCGGGUUUAUCUGUGGAUACCUCUGUUUUUUUACCUGUGUAUCAGCCGGUGAGGGAGGAGGACACGCCAAAGGAGAGAGGAGAAGAUGCUGUGAUCCGCUACUUGCAGUGAUGUAGAGGGGGAGAAACGGGGAGAGACAGGGAGGGGGAGGACUACGCUACGCUAAAACAUGGUUCUUUUGCGAGGUGUACGCGUUUCGUGUCGAAAUAUUGUGAGAAUGCGGCGGCCGUCUAGCAAAUCGUACCGUUUGUCGAUGUCCAGAAACUUCAGGAGGUGUCGGUUUUUUUGACAGGCGGCGCGAGCGAGAGACGGCCGUUGGUCAAGGCGUUUAAGCUAAAGCUAGCCUCGCUGCUGUGUGGGAGAGCGGAGCGGCGGCGAGGCUAAAUAAAAUAGCAUGUUGUUGCACCUGUAAUAUAGGCCUGACAGACAAAAUUUAACAGAUAUAAGUGUCAGUGCUAAGUCCACUUUACAUAUUUCACGUUUUGUUGGUAUAUUCAACCAGCAAAUGAUAUAAAUCUUUGCUGCAGAUGUGAAAAACCUAGCUUGUUUUUAAGGCUGUGUAACCAUACCGUUACUCUGCCUUAAUUUUAUUGUUAGCUGAUAUAUAUAGUUAGUUAACGUCAUAUAUGUGUAUAUAUACGUAACAAGGUGCAAGUUAUACAGAUAAGCUAAUGUACAGAAGCAAAACUUACUGGUUUUGCUUACCUUUUCAUGGAUAUUAGGGUACUGGUAUUUAACGCAUUAAACAGCCUUGUAACCUACUUGUCAUCUCAGUUUCACAGCUUCAAGCUUUGUAGUUAAGUGUUAACAUUAGCAUCUACCGUGUUGAAUUCAUAAAGGAAAGAAGUUUUCAGAUGAAUAAUGGUCAUUUGUCAACCAGGUGUUGUAAUCCAGCACCAGUUGGGACUUGUUAUUUCUGAGUUAACCCAGUAACUUCAGUGUAGCAGUGUUACAUCAAUCUAUCUAUCACUGAAAUUGUUGGGAUCAUUUGAGUUGAUCUCACAGGAACAUCUUAGCUCUAUAAUAACACACUUGCAAUUGCAAUAAUCGCAGUGCCGUAGUAGUAGUAAGUGGUGGAUCAGCCUCCAGCAAGAGCAGUAUGAGUAAGGAACUGUCUCUCAGUCAGUCAGCUCAAUAUGUUGGGCCCUAUCGACUGGAAAAAACACUGGGGAAGGGGCAGACAGGACUCGUCAAACUCGGGGUCCAUUGUAUUACGGGUCAGAAGGUAGCGAUCAAAAUAGUCAACAGAGAGAAGCUGUCUGAGUCAGUCCUGAUGAAGGUUGAGAGGGAGAUUGCCAUUCUGAAACUGAUCGAGCAUCCGCAUGUGUUAAAGCUGCAUGAUGUUUACGAGAAUAACAAAUAUCUGUAUCUGGUAUUGGAGCAUGUGUCAGGAGGAGAGUUAUUUGACUACCUGGUAAAGAAGGGCCGACUGACUCCAAAGGAGGCCAGGAAGUUCUUCAGGCAGAUAAUUUCUGCUUUGGAUUUCUGCCACAGUCACUCCAUCUGUCACAGAGACUUGAAGCCUGAGAACCUGCUCCUGGAUGAGAAGAACAACAUCCGUAUUGCAGACUUUGGCAUGGCAUCCCUACAGGUGGGAGACAGCUUGUUAGAGACCAGCUGUGGAUCACCACAUUAUGCUUGCCCAGAAGUUAUUCGGGGGGAGAAAUAUGACGGGCGCAGAGCAGAUGUGUGGAGCUGUGGGGUUAUCCUCUUUGCUCUACUGGUGGGUGCCCUGCCAUUUGACCACGAUAACUUACGCCAGCUUCUUGAGAAGGUGAAGAGUGGGGUGUUCCACAUGCCCCACUUUAUCCCACCGGACUGCCAGUCCCUGCUUAAGGGCAUGAUUGAAGUCAACCCUGAAAAAAGGCUCACGCUAGAGGCCAUUCAGAAACAUGCCUGGUAUCAGGGUGGUCGUAAUGAGCCAUGUCCUGAACAGCCUCCUCCCAGGCGAGUAUGCGUGAGGCGAAUCUUGUCCCUGACUGAGCUGGAUCCAGAUGUGUUGGACAGCAUGCACUCAUUGGGAUGUUUCAGAGACAGAGUCAAACUCACACGUGAUUUACAAUGUGAAGAAGAAAACCAGGAGAAGAUGAUCUACUACCUACUGCUGGACAGGAAAGAGCGCUAUCCCAGCUAUGAGGAUGAGGACUUGCCUCCACGUAAUGACGUAGCAGACCCUCCUCGAAAGCGUGUAGACUCUCCCAUGCUGACACGUCAUGGCCGCUGCCGCCCUGAGAGGAAAAGUCUGGAGGUUCUCAGUGUAACUGAACAGGGGUCACCCACCCCACCUCGCAGGGCCCUGGACACAGCUGCACACAGCCAGAGGUCUCGCUCAGUUAGUGGAGCAUCAACUGGCCUCUCCUCCAGCCCCCUCAGCAGUCCUAGGUCCUAUCAGAGCCCCGUCUUCACUUUCAGCCAAUCAGAUGUCACCUCUGCCACCGCUACCCCCCUCACAAAGGAGCCCAAACAGGGAAGCACCACCACUCCUCGCUCAGCAAGGGCUCAUGAAAAGCCCAAAGCUCCCUCGAAUCCAAAGACACAAACCUUGCCCACCAAGGGACCUGCCGACCGCCCCCAUCUGCAGCCCAUCAAAUCCUUGCCUCUGCACAACCCAUCCUCCCGCUCACCCUCCCCGUCUCCGCUCCUCUCACCCAUCCCCCGUUUCUUCUUCCCUUCGUCCUCUGUCCUAAAGUCAGUGACUAAGAGCUUCUACCCAAAUUCUGCCCACUCUGUGCCGCAGGUUACCCCCCAGGGCUCUCCGUUGCCCACACCCUUGGGCACCCCUGUCCACCACCCUCACCACCCCUCCUCCACCCCGCCCUCCUCCUCCUCGUCCUCAUCCUCUUCGCGGGCGGAGGGAGGGGGAGGGGUGGGUUCGCUGUCGUUGACACCACCUUCCAGCCCAGGAGGGGGAAGCGGCAUGGCAGCCAGCAGCUCUGCCCACUGGAGGACUCGCCUCAAUUCUUUUAAGAACAACCUCUUGGGCUCACCACGUUUCCAUCGUCGUAAACUGCAAGUUCCAACUUCAGAGGACAUGUCCAGUUUAACGCCAGAGUCCAGCCCUGAAUUGGCUAAGAAGUCGUGGUUUGGGAACUUCAUUGGCUUGGAAAAAGAGGAGCAGAUCUUCGUAGUGAUCAGAGACAAACCACUGAGUUCUGUCAAAGCUGACAUUGUCCACGCCUUCCUGUCUAUCCCGUCGCUCAGUCACAGCGUACUCUCCCAGACCAGCUUCAGAGCCGAGUACAAGUCCUCCGGCGGCCCCUCCGUCUUCCAGAAGCCCGUCAAGUUCCAGGUGGACAUUGCCUUCUCCGAAGGCGAGAGGGAGCGAGACAGGGAGAGGACCGAGAGGGAGGGGAGGAGGGAGACAGGAAUCUACAGCGUGACGUUCACCCUCAUAUCAGGUCCGAGUCGCAGGUUCAGACGAGUGGUGGAAACAAUUCAAGCUCAGCUUCUCAGCUCCCAUGAUCAACCCAUGGUGCAAGCCCUAUCCGAUCCCUUCCCAGAUGAGAAGAAUGGACGGCCCCACGGGACCCCCACCCGCCAAAAUUCCAGGCGCUCCGAGGGUGGGGGCGACAGGUGCGAAUGGGGAGACCGAGCAGAUGGCGGAGGCAUUGGAGGCAGCGGGGGAGUUCUGCAGCGCAGAGGCUCGGCAAAAGAGAGAACCCGACUGCUAUCCUCUAAUGGAACCCAAUCUCAACCAUAGGGGGGAAAGUGCAGCAGGACGCCUGAAUCACAGUGGAAAGAAGACAGUAUAACCUCAUCUACAAGUAUCCCUGCAAGCCAUGAGCUACUCCUAUUCUUCCUUGACUAAGUUAUUGAAGGUGCUUGACCAUAGCAAGGAUUGAGCCUUUUCCCCAUCAUGCUUUUUUUUUCCAACUCAACAUUCUUGGGGUCACCAGGAUUCCUACCCUUACAUCAGAAAGAAGUUUUAAGGAAUCACCCUUUAACGGAAAAAAAAAAAAAAAUACAUGAAUGAGCAGUUUGGUAACAUAGAUACAGCUUCACAGAACAAACUAGAAAUUCCGAAGAGCUAAUGUGCAUGCCAGUUAGCAAAUCAGCCUGCUAAAGGAUGCUGACACGAUCAGAUAGGCUAGUCUACCAUAUCAUCGUUAUACAGUAUCCGAUACCAAAAAGAAUUAACAGAAAUGGUUCUCAAGAUUAGUCUUAACAAAUUAACCAGUACCUUAUGACUAUAAAACAACAUGCAAUUACCAAUUCAUACUGAAAGAAAUAUAGAUGUAUCUCAGCAAAUGAACCCUAAGAGUUAGCGACCUGCUACCACUUCAGUGAGCUAAGGUCCUGAUUUUCUCAGGAGAGACAACAGAAUGGAAAUAAGAAUUCCAGCAGUGUGUUCUCCUGAGUUAAUGAAAACCAACAAAGUAAGCUAAGUGAAUGUGAAAAAUUAUUUUUUUAUUUAUUUAUUUGUUUGGUUUUAAAUAUUUCUUUCAAAGAUGUCAGUAGCAUAGUGAUAGUAGAAGCUGAGAACACUUCAGUGUUGGAAAGGAGGCGCUGACCAGUUGCUUUUUUGACAGGCAUUCUUUAGAUGUUUAAUGUUUUGAUCCUUUUGUAUUUUCUUUUUACUCAGAGACAAUAUGAAGACAUGCAGUUGUGUUUUUGCAUUGGACCCGUGUUGCUCUGAGGACAAGUAUUUUUGAUUUGAACAGAUAUAUGAACAUUACUAUAUGGAAAAAACACUAUGCGUGAAUAGUUCCAUGAACCUCAUUACAGCUGUUUGUGCCCAGAUUGAAUGACAAGAGCAUUCCUGGCCUGUGGAUUGAACAGAAGCCACCUUUCUCGUUGAGCUUGUCACCUAUUGCCAUAGUAUUUACUUGACUUGGAACAAAUAAAAAAGAAGAAAAAAAAAAAGACAGAGAAAAACAAUUCUCCGAACAUCCAUCAAUGGAAAUUCUCAUGAUAUCAGACUUAAUAAGCUUGCGAUGUCACUUCCUUGUAGAACAGGACCUCCAAUUUGGAAGCAAGCAAAGAGUCUCCUAACCCCAUGCGCCUCACGUCAGUGUUCACCAACAGGCCAAGUAGUCCAUCACUGCACCCCACGCUCAUCACUGAGAGUCGCACCAUUCUGCAAGCAGACGUAGCAACUCGGACAUGUCAUGUAUUAAUCCAGUACUCUAUCAGACUAGUCGAUGUUCAUCACCAGUCUUCCAUACAGCACAAUAUGCAAGAAAAGUGCAGAAUGUUUCCAGAGGGAUGCACAGUGCUACAGUUGUGUUUAUAUUUAGGGUCAUUUAUUUGCUUUUUUAAAAUGUACGUCCACUUCUACAUCUACCAUCUAUUAGCAUAUUUAUUUAUCUAUUUAUUCAUGUACCGUAUUUCAUCUUGUGGUUAAUUGUGUUAUGUUUUUAUUUAAAAACAACCUUUUAUGCCAUCAGAUGUAUUUAGGGAAACUGUUUUAUUCCAUUACACACUACAACUCAUUUAAAAAAAAAAAGAAUGACAGUGAAAGCAGUACUGGCAAGUGUCUCUGAUUUGACUUUUUCUCUCAUUUUUUUUUAUGUCAUGUUUUUUUGUGACAAAGGACGGGUGAUAUUUGGAGCUGGUAUGGAGUUUCACUCAGACUUUCUGACAAGAUGUGUGUGACUGACCCUGGAAUAUUUAAUGGAUUAACAGAGCCAAACCCUGACAGGCACAUAAUUUCUCUCUCACACACAUUGAAUGCUUGCUAAUUCGCUUCAUCUCUUCUUGCUUUAGGCCUUCCCCAUUUUACCCCUGUCUUCACUUGUUGUGUAGCCAUCAUCAGCACAAGAGAAACUGUACGAAGUUGUUUGCCUCACUGUUUGUACCCACUUUAUGAUUGCUCACCGUCAUCGGUUUCAUCUCUCUCAUCACCUCCUCACCUUCACUUUCAUUGACCCAGCUCUGGCUAAGAUUGUAAACUAUUCUUCAUUCAUAAGGGUCAGUAGAAUAAGGUGUUUAAAAAAAGAAAUGUCUGUAUCAUAAUUUAAAUAUAAAAAGUGCACUAUUAUAACUAUUGCCUGUGAUAAAAAGAAAAAUUAUGAUUGAAUUGAUGGUUAAAAUAAAGAGAGAUCCACCUUAUUGUUAUGGUUACAAUAAUAAACCUUAAAUUCAU